Molecule: messenger RNA, 1141 nt
Organism: Cimex lectularius (bed bug)
Lineage: Eukaryota; Metazoa; Arthropoda; Insecta; Hemiptera; Cimicidae
Product: mitochondrial basic amino acids transporter-like
Exons: 6
Coding region: 209-1117 (302 amino acids)
Biological process (GO): mitochondrial L-ornithine transmembrane transport
Cellular component (GO): mitochondrion
Molecular function (GO): high-affinity L-arginine transmembrane transporter activity
Source: RefSeq, a predicted model, not a curated record
GAAAUAUUUUCAACUCCUAUCGUAUGACUAAACCAAUGUUCACGCAUCCUUCGACCAGAGAGGAUCUCGAACGAAAGACGUCCAACCUUGUACUUUUAGAGUGAUCAUGUGGCUCUUGGAGACCAGGAGGCCGUCCAUACUACCAGCACUACGUUACCCAUCCGACAAAUCUCCGCCUACAAUUGUUGUAUCAAUGUACUACUGAAAAAUGGCCCUGGACUUCGUAGCGGGAUGCAUCGGAGGUUGUGCAGGCGUCAUUGUGGGACAUCCUUUAGACACAAUAAAGGUUAAACUACAGACUCAAAAUGCAAGAAAUCCAGUCUACAGGGGAGCGUGGCACUGCAUGACUUCGGUCCUCAAGACGGAAGGAAUUCGAGGACUUUUGAAAGGAGUCACGUCACCUUUAGGAGGUGUGGCGCUCGUGAACGCCACGGUGUUUGGCGCGUAUGGUGCCAUCCACAGAAACAUGGGCGAUGAAAGUCCCAAAACGCAUUUCUGGGCUGGGUUCGGAGCUGGUUCGCUUCAGUGCUUCAUCACCUGCCCGGUCGAGCUGGUCAAGACGAGACUCCAAAUCCAGAAAGGCAGAGAGUACAGCGGGUCUUUGAACUGCUUUACCAAGGUGCUCAAAACAGACGGACUUCGUGGGAUCUUCAAGGGGUACGGCAUCACGACCCUGAGGGAAGGGCCGGCUUACGGCGCGUACUUCUGUACCUAUCAGUUAUUAGCAGGCGAAGAUGACGCCCCGACGUGGAAGAUGAUGAUUUCCGGCGGUCUCGCAGGUAUGAUUUCCUGGAUUGUGGUCUAUCCAGUCGACGUGGUGAAAACUAGGUUCCAGGCGGACGGUGGUGUCGGGUCGGCGAGGUACACCAGUGCCUUGGAUUGUCUUGUGAAGAGCGUCCGCGCCGAAGGAUACGCUUUUCUCUUCCGAGGACUCACCCCGACGCUCAUCAGGUCAUUUCCGACGAACGCUGUCACAUUCACGGCUGUCACUUGGACCCUGAGGCUGGCGGAUUUCGUGCCCGACAAAGAUCACCAGAACUUCCACAACCACCAUAAAAUGUCUUGGGAUCCUAAGGCACGUCAGUUGUUCGAAGAAAGCAUUUUUCACCCGAUCUAAGACCAAAACUGUGGGUUUGAAAGA